Molecule: messenger RNA, 749 nt
Organism: Polistes dominula (European paper wasp)
Lineage: Eukaryota; Metazoa; Arthropoda; Insecta; Hymenoptera; Vespidae
Biological process (GO): extrinsic apoptotic signaling pathway
Molecular function (GO): CD27 receptor binding
Source: RefSeq, a predicted model, not a curated record
ACAAAUAUCGAAUCUAUGGUAAAUGUCAAUAUUAAAGUUUAGUUCAAGUAAUAUUUGUUGAGUAAUUUAUUGGAGUGAUUUAAUGUAGAAUAAAUUUAAUUCGUAUCAUUGAGAAAUUGUGGUUAUAUUACUUUGAUCGUCAAAUUUGGAAGUUUAUAUAAUUUUGAUAGUUCUUUAUAAAUUGAAUAAAAAUGCCUAAGCGAUGUUAUCCUUACGAGGAGACCAAUUUACUUCCCCAAUUAAAAAUACACGUAGGACAAAAACAAAUAGAUACUGGAAUUGAUGAAGAAAGACGAAUGAAAGAAGUUUAUGAUAAAACCUUGAAUUUACUCAAAAAAGGCGCUAAAAAAUAUUCACAAGAUAUGAAUAAUGAUCAAAUGGAUUUAACCGAAUUACCAUCAGCAUUGUUAACUUCUCAGAAAUUAAUAAAGCCCCAGCGCACUCUCAAACAAAUGGUUUUAAAUAAUAAAUUACAAUUAGAAAAUAAUAAUAAUGUUAAACUUGAUAAAAAAGUAGACGUUUGUAGAUGUUUCCAAGUAAUAGAUCCAAGCUUAUCAAAUAAAUGUUUUUACUGCCAAGAGUUGUUAUGUUCCUCUUGUUUAAAUAAUUGUAUGAAAUGCAAUGAUCUAUUCUGCGAUAAUUGUUCCUUACCCAAAUACGAUAUGGGAUCAAAUAUUGUGUGCCUUGAUUGUUUAAUUGAAUAAUUGAUCAAAUAUUGAAUAUUAAUUUGCUAUUAUUUUUUAUAUUGU